This is a messenger RNA of Leguminivora glycinivorella, 727 nucleotides long. RefSeq names its product guided entry of tail-anchored proteins factor 1-like. Lineage: Eukaryota; Metazoa; Arthropoda; Insecta; Lepidoptera; Tortricidae. The transcript has 2 exons. Gene Ontology annotation, biological process: tail-anchored membrane protein insertion into ER membrane. Bases 156 to 665 code for a protein of 169 amino acids. The record is from RefSeq and is a predicted model, not a curated record.
UUUAUUUACGAAGGAGUCUUACCAAAAUACAUUGUAUUUGCUACAUUAAAAAAAAAUAGAUAAUCUAAAUUGUUUUCGAAAAUUAAUACCAUAUCGUGUACGAAACAUAACAGAGUUUUUUUUCUAAUUAGUAUUAGUAAAAAGUGCACUAUAAGAUGUUGGAGGUUAUAAAUGGAUUUCUACUAGUAUACUUUAUCGUUUUAACCACGAUCAGUGUAUUAAUACCUCAUUUGGUGAAACCAAUUGCAGCAUGCUUCACCAGACCAUCUCUAGAAGAAAAGGCAUCCUUUGCAGAGGUUAAAAGACUGAAAAAUGAGCAGAAGAGUAUUUCCAUGAAAGAAGAAUUUGCUGCAUACCACAAAUUGCAGCGUAAAAUUAAUGAAAUAGAGAACAGACUGAAAGAGAACUCUCAGUCCAGAAUGAGUAAGAGCCUUGCAGUUAAGAGUACAGUACACAUAGCACUUCAAGCAGUGGUAGCAUUGAUUAUCGUGAUCUCUGUUAUCUGGUUCAGGCGCGAGCCAAUAGUAGCACUUGAGGGCAAUCUGUUCCCACUGUCCACCAUGCUGCAGUACCCGAGUGAGACUCCCAACGCCAUCUCCACUCAUGUGUGGGUGAUGAUCUCAAACCUCUCUAUAAGAACAUUAUUGAAGCCAAUUGUUUCUUAAUUUAUAUAAAAUUGUACAUUGUAAACCUUCAGGGUUUUAAUUAAAUUUGAAAUUGAAAAACA